AUGGCAUCCGAUGAAGGCAAGCUUUUUAUUGGAGGGCUGAGUUUUGACACCAACAAGCAGUCGCUGGAGCAGGUCUUCUCCAAAUAUGGCCAGAUCAGCCGGAAAACUCAGCGGACUGAAAUCGCUGAAGUGGUGAAAGACAGGGAGACCCAGCGAUCGAGGGGCUUUGGGUUUGUCACCUUGAAAAACGUUGACGAUGUCAAGGAUGCCAUGAUAGCUGUGAAUGGGAAGUCAGUGGACGGGCGACAGAUCCGUGUUGACCAGGCUGGGAAGUCUUCCGACAACCCAUCCCGAGGGUACCGAGGUGGCUCUGCUGCAGGUCGGGGUUCCUUCCGAGGGGGCCGGGGCCGUGGGUUCUCCAGAGGGGGAGGGGACCGAGGCUAUGGUGGUGGCCGCUUUGAGUCCCGCAGUGGGGGGUAUGGUGGCUCCAGAGACCGAUACAGCAGCCGGAGUCGGGGUGACGGCUACGGUGAGCGGAGCUCAGGGGGGUCCCACAGAGACAGCUACGCUACACACAACGAGUAA
Molecule: messenger RNA, 525 nt
Organism: Octodon degus (degu)
Lineage: Eukaryota; Metazoa; Chordata; Mammalia; Rodentia; Octodontidae
Product: cold-inducible RNA-binding protein-like
Exons: 2
Coding region: 1-525 (174 amino acids)
Biological process (GO): positive regulation of mRNA splicing, via spliceosome
Cellular component (GO): spliceosomal complex
Molecular function (GO): RNA binding
Source: RefSeq, a predicted model, not a curated record